GUGUGAUUCACAAUCGGCAUACGUACAUCGCGCGUUUCGAGAAAAUGUCAAAAUAAACGUGAUUUUUAAACUUUUUAAACAUUUUAUAUGCGGUCGCUUUUGUUCUCAAAAAGAAUGUAAAUUGCUUUGUCUUCCAGUUCACCUUUUUUUUCUCUAUGUUGAAAAGAAUUAACAAUCCACAAUUCCAUAUGGCUACGGAUGCUGCAGUUGGCUGCAGUGCGCACACGUGCGCGAGACAGAGCUAUGCACACAUUUAAAAAUGGCGCUCUUCAGCCGUGCCAAUUCGAAUGCCCUUUCGUUGUUAAAUUAUUGUUAUUGCAAAAAGUUCGCAAUGAGCACGAGAUUAAAAUCGCGUAGUCACACCUUAGUGUCGUCGACCGGUCAAUACAGGAAUAAUAAACUAAGUGAGUCACUUGAGGUUAUACGUACUGAAGGUACAGAAUCUACACUCGAGGCUGAAAUCUUUAAGAGGAGAGAUGAAGCGUGUCGAAGCUUAUUAAUACAAGUUUACUCGUACAAGUCACACAACGAUCUUCACAGCUAUUGUUCGCAAUUUGGUGACAUCUUGAGUAUGCAUCACUAUCAAAUAAAUAAUCAACAUAAUUAUAUCUUGGUCGAGUUUAAAAACAAAAUGUCAGUAGACAAUGUUAUGUUGUCUGCUUCCUUUGUUAAUGAAGACAUUAUUCCUAUGAAAUCGUCGGUAUUAUGGUUUCGUAAAGGACAAGGUGUUGCCAUAAAGAAAAAGAAUCAAAAGAUACCUCUGUCUGUGGAGAAUGGUUGUUCUUUGCCUACUGAGAACGAUAUUGCAAAAACAUUACAUAAUACGAAAUCGAUAUCAGGGCAGAUAGUACUUCUCUACGAGACAUUAAAAUUAACCGAUUUAGAAGUAAGACUGCGAUUUCACAUUGCUGAUCACUUAGAGCAAUACUUUUCUAGGAUAUUUCAAAACCUGAAGGUUCUGCCAUUUGGCUCCUCUCUAAAUGGUUUUGGAAGGAAAAGGUGUGAUCUUGAUUUAGUACUUGUUCCCGCUGAAAUUGACAAACAAAAUACCACGAAUAGAUUAGUAUUUCACACAAAGUCCAUGAGACAUAGCGACAGAAGUGAUACGAAAGAGUUUUUGGGAAUACUUGCAAAAAGUAUGUAUCACUUCAUCCCAGGAGUUCAUAAUGUAAGAAAGAUCCUGGAGGCUCGGGUACCUAUAAUCAAAUUCCGCUAUGAUUACACGGAUACUGAAUGUGAUUUAAGUGCAACAAAUAUGACUGCUGUAUAUAUGACCGAAUUAUUAAAUUUAUAUGGAGAGAUAGAUUGGCGGGUAAGACCACUUGUUAUAGCAAUACGGGUAUGGGCAAAGAGUCAGAAAAUAACAUCCGACGCACCAGGACCGUGGAUAACAAACUUUCCUCUUACAUUACUAGUGCUAUUUUACUUGCAACAGAAAAAGAUAUUGCCGUCCUUGAAAAUGUUAAAGUCGUGUGCAACACGUAAUGACAUUCGGUGUGCGAAGGAUGGCAUUGAUUGCACCUUCCUGCGAGAUAUCAAUAAAUUGCCGAUCGAUUACAAGUAUUAUGGGUCAAAUCAGGACAGUUUGGAAACGCUUCUGUACGGCUUCUUUGAGUAUUAUUCAACGUUCGAUUUUCAUACGAAUGGGAUAUGCAUCCGCGAAGGUGCGCAGAUUCGAAAGCCGUCCCGUUUGCCACUCCAUAUUGUUAAUCCCUUAGAAACGACGUUGAACGUCUCAAAAAAUGUAAAUAUCUACGAGUUGAAUCGUAUAGUUUCCAAGUCGCACGAGGCGAUUUACAUGUUGGAGACUGCUGAUAAGUCCAAAAGUAACAAUUGGGGUAUCAUGCCUUUGUUAAAUAUAAAUCUGAAAAAAUUAAAUAGGUUAGAAGAACAGAUCGAAUAUUUGGAAAAUCAAGAUGAAAUUUCCGACAAGUUCGAAGUUAAUAUUGGUGAGACAAAGACAGAGACAGUAUGAUAGAUAGCCGGACAAGAGUAGCGCCAAAAUUUGUAUUUUAUCUCUGCAGAAAUACAUACACUGUAUAUAUUUAUUGCACGUGAGAUUUUCCAUUUUAUACCAAUGAUUUGGUAUUACGAUGACGCCAGAAAAAUAAAGACGGUUUAUCCGACAAGAAGGAAGAUAGAAAAAACAAAUUUUUUAUUGCGGUCGAUUGUAUGUACUAUACUAUGAAUACGUGAAAAUAAAAAAGAAAUGUACAUAAAAUCGACUAUUGCGUAUAAAAAUGAAUUAUUAUUACUUAAAUAAAUAUGUGUAUAUAAAAUA
Molecule: messenger RNA, 2281 nt
Organism: Monomorium pharaonis (pharaoh ant)
Lineage: Eukaryota; Metazoa; Arthropoda; Insecta; Hymenoptera; Formicidae
Gene: MTPAP
Product: poly(A) RNA polymerase, mitochondrial
Exons: 8
Coding region: 260-1975 (571 amino acids)
Biological process (GO): mitochondrial mRNA polyadenylation
Molecular function (GO): poly(A) RNA polymerase activity
Source: RefSeq, a predicted model, not a curated record